GGUAACCGCUAGGAGGCAGUAUGGUCCAUUAUCGUCAUCCGGACGGCAGACGAAGAAGAGGUCCAUCCAAGCUAAUAUGGCAAAUGACAAGACGCCUCUGGGACAGCUCAAGGACCUGGUGGAGCUGAAGGAUCAGCUGGAGGACAUCCAGAGGCGUAUGGAGGAUGAGAUACAGGCUGGAGUCCCUGCUGGUGGCAGUCUGCUGGCUUCUCCUUUCCUGAAGGGCUUUCUGGCCGGGUACAUCGUGGCGAGGUUCCGCUCGUCUGCACUGCUGGGCGUAGUGGUCGGAACGUGUACGGGAAUCUAUGCGGCACAAAACUACAAGAUUCCCAAUGUUGAAAACACGGUGAAAGACUACAUAAGCAGUCUGAAAGGAGGGCGCUAAUGAGAGAAGAGAUCAGAAUGGACAUAAAUGAGAGGAGAAGGCGCCAUUGGUAACAUAUUGCAAAGGAUUUGGGAACUAAACUGCUUCAUUUUGUGUUUAGUUGAUGGGUGUCUACUCUAUUUGUCCUCUUUCUCGUUUCUCUUUGUUUUUCUGCCCCCUACUGGUCAGAGGUCAACUAUAGCAGCACUCAGCGCUAUGCACUUUUUGCAGGGCAUGUGUAUCCAUCCCUACAGCUGUCCUUAUAGGUCAACUUGGAACUUGAAACAUUUUUGUCUCACAUCCUGCACUUGUAAAGUCAUUUUUCUACAUGUAUAAAUCACUGUUUAUGAAUGACUUAUUGAUGCUAUGCAAGCUGAUACUGCAAAAGAUGGGGAGUUCACAAGUGCAGCAGUUUAUCAAAAGAGAAAAAUAUAUAUGCCAAAAUUUAAAUAGUUGUUGAUAUGUUGUAAGAAAUACUGCACAAAAACAUUAUCUGAUGUGCCUUGCCUGGUGUGGUGUGCAAUAUUAUUCAUGUUGACAUACUGGAACAUCGUUUAUAACAUACACUUGUUGGGAUUUAUUUUCAUCUUGACUGGAAAGCCUCAGAAAAUGUUUAGUUGCUGGAACUUUUGUGGAUUUUUAGUUUGCUUUGCAUGCUUAUUUUUGUUGACAAUUGAAUAUUUUAUGUAAUUUAGGUUCAUGUAAGACGCAGGAUUAUGGUGCUGCAUCUCUGCAUUUUUAAAUAAAUGGGUAC
Molecule: messenger RNA, 1118 nt
Organism: Doryrhamphus excisus (bluestripe pipefish)
Lineage: Eukaryota; Metazoa; Chordata; Actinopteri; Syngnathiformes; Syngnathidae
Product: SLC35A4 upstream open reading frame protein-like
Source: RefSeq, a predicted model, not a curated record